Molecule: messenger RNA, 660 nt
Organism: Leptosia nina
Lineage: Eukaryota; Metazoa; Arthropoda; Insecta; Lepidoptera; Pieridae
Source: the annotation of a GenBank genome assembly
AUGCGCCUUGUCCGGCUGAAGAAGGUCGCGGGAUGGAUAGCGUCCGAAACCCUUCAAUCAGAGGCUGGUUCUGACGGUAACAGCGAGCAUGCAUCAUCAGGAGACGAAGACUCGCAAAUGAGGCUGAGGCUGAAGAGGAAACUGCAAAGAAACCGGACUUCCUUCACCAAUGACCAAAUAGACAGUCUGGAAAAGGAGUUCGAGCGCACGCACUACCCGGACGUGUUUGCGCGGGAGCGACUGGCCGAAAAGAUUGGAUUGCCUGAGGCACGUAUCCAGGUGUGGUUCUCGAAUCGUCGCGCGAAAUGGCGUCGCGAAGAGAAGCUGCGAAGUCAACGGCGAGACGCCCCCGCCUCUCCUCCCGCGCCGCCCGCGCGGUUGCCGCUCAAUGGAGGCUUCAACUCCAUGUAUAGCCCCAUACCGCAGCCCAUCGCCACGAUGAGCGAUACCUAUAGUGCGCUUUCCGACAGCUCGAUGUCGGGCGGUCUAUCCUCGUCGUGCCUGCAGCAGCGGGACAGCGGCUACCCUUACAUGUUCGGAGACGUCCUAGGAAGCGGAGGAUACUCCAGAGCACCGGCAGCACAUCAGCAGCACGCGGCGUACUCACAACCUCAAGCAGCAGCUAGCACCGGUAAGUUUGCAAUAAGUAUUUGUGAAUAG